UAACCUACCAAAGCUGCACAGCAAAACACCGCCUCUUUCGUAAAGCAGAGUCCGCAUACGCCGUUUGCAUUCGCUUGAACUCUGUUCUGUUGCCUCCACAAACCAAACCAGGCCCAAGUAGUACAGUGAAAACGAAAUUGAAGUAUAGCUAGGUGAAAGGAAGUAGUCAAGUACAAGAGAAUGGCGAAGUCAUUGAGAUCAAAGAGGGAGAAGAGGCUGAGGGCUAUUCGGAGGGAGAUUGUUGAACCUUUCUAUGACAAGAAAGAAGCUGCUAAGCUCGCUGCCCAAGAGGCCGCCCUUGCCGCACCUAAGCUGGAGGUUCCUUCGAAACCAAAUACUGCCAUGGAAGCGUCCACUUCCACUAACAACACCAACAUGGAUGUGGAGAUGGCUGAUGGCAGUCAAAGCAUGGCUUCCUUAAAGCCUGUUGGUGGAAUAGGGAAGAAAUCCAAAAAUAAAUUGAAAUUGGCUAAAAAGAAACGCCGUGGUAAUGGAAAGAUCAGGAGAAACCGUAAGAUUUGACUCCAAGUAAAGAAUGGUAAGGAUACCUCAUUUAUGUCCAACAUGAAUUCUUACAUUAUAUCUUUCCAUUGCACAAUUAGUUUUUUAUUUAAAAAUAUAGCCAUCAGAUUUGUAUUUUGAGGAACUCUAGUUAUUCAAUUAUCAAGUUUUUAAUAUUUAACAUUAUAUUUAACUAGAUUAGAUUGAUCUGUUUAAAAGUUUGUAAGUAGGUCCCUGAAUUUAUUUUCAUCUGAAGCAUGUUGAAUAUUUUUUA
Molecule: messenger RNA, 775 nt
Organism: Glycine soja
Lineage: Eukaryota; Viridiplantae; Streptophyta; Magnoliopsida; Fabales; Fabaceae
Exons: 3
Coding region: 181-522 (113 amino acids)
Source: RefSeq, a predicted model, not a curated record